AUGGACUCUACAACUCUCAACUCAUCGACUCGGGACAGGAGCAGGAGUCGUAGUAGAGAUAGGCGAGGCCGGAGCAGAAGUAGGAGCAGAGACCGCAAUAGCAAUAACCAACGCAAAUUCUCUUCUGGCAACAGCAACAAGUACCGUCGGGGCAGUCAAAGCCCUCCCAACGACCGUGAGACCUACGACAAAGAGUCAAAGUUGAGUUCUGGACCUGAAUAUCGCAACCGCCUGGAUAGAGAUGGUCAUUCAUCGUCUUCCUCGUCGAACUCGGCUGACAGAAAGUACAGCCAGAGGGCUGACUUUGGCAACAAUCGACAGGCGUUAUCGACAUACGACAACAGCCAGAGGUCGUCCCGCCAGCAACAACAACAGCAGUACUCCCGGAGACGAGACGAUGUUCGGACUGUGGUUGAGACCCGAGACAUCGGACUCGAAAGCAUUCGGAUUGUUCGCGAUCGUUACACUGGCGAGUCCAAAGGUUUCGGCUUUUUGAAGUUUGUUGAACCACAGUAUGCUCAAGACUUUGUAAACGAGUUCUCGCCUUCGAUCGGGAUGGGGCAAAACCGGGUCAGAAUCGCCUUCAGCAACAAUCCCAGCGGCUCACGAGAGACAUUGCGCCGUUGUGCCGAGUGUGACAUGACAAAUGGUGCACAUCGAGAAGACUGUCAUCGUUCCUCGCCAAGCAAGCAAGUCGGCCAUGCCUCGGAGGGGCGGAGUUCGCGUGAAUACGGUACCAGCAACAUCAGCGGCGGUAACAGAACGGGAACCGAAAUGGAAUCUGGAUACGAUAUGCAUCAACAGCAGCAGUACCAUGACCAACAAAAGCAACACUUUUUGAACCAGAACCAGAGUUUUGCCUCGGCGUACCAACCGCAGCCGCUGAACGUUGGAGCUCGGGACAUAGGGAGUGUCCCAAACUCUAUUCUGAUUGUGACGGACUUGCCGUCAUUAGUCAACGAGUCAGGGAUCUGGAACGCGAUGUCACUUCUUGGACCUUUAGUCCGAGUGAUGUUGGCCAAAGAUCGACAGUCUAAGAUCAGCUGGGGCUACUGCUUUGCCGAGUACUCUGACAUCCAGGGUGCGACGAUGGCGCUGGAAAAGGCCCAGGGCAUGGCAUUUACGAUCCAGAAGAAGGCCGUAGAGAUACAUUAUGCACAUCACGGAUCGUUUAUUCCAGCAUACGCGCCAACACAAUGGACAAUCGAUUAUGGGUCUGAGGGCCAAUUGGCGAUCUACUGGGACGAGCAGGCCUUCCUCUCGGUAUACACCGGUCCCUCAUCUGUAUCGCGUACGUCAACAGCCUCUUCUCACCCCAAGAUCACAGCUGCUGCUGCAAAGACAACAGGAUCAGAGACGGACGAAUUGACCGCGUUCUAUGCUGUCAUGGGAGAUGUUCUACAGACGGAGCCUCCUCGUAGCGGCGCUGGAUCGUCUAUUUUUGCAGUUCCGACGUUUGGGGGGAAUGCUUCUAGUACCGGCGCUAGAGCAGUAGUCACUGUACAUACCGCCGAGGCAAGACCAGUUAUUCCUACUUCCAUUCCGACCCCGGUUGUUCCAGAGUUACCCUCGAUCCCCACAACAGCCAAGAUCGAUAAGGCCCAGCUUGCUGGGAUCGCAGCAGCCCAGGCAGCAGAGCAAUUGGCCAAGGCUGAGGAGAAGAAACGGAAGGCGGGACCGGGACUGCCAUCCUCGGUCAUCGGUAUCGGAGGCGGCGGAAAGAAGGUUUCUAUCCAGCUACAGAAGUGGUCGAAUAUGCAGGCCACCGGCGAUCUUGCUCCGACAGCUCAUGGAACCGGCCAGGGAGAACCACCCACAUCAUCGUCACCGCCAUCUUCCAUGUUAUCACAGACGUCAUCUACAUCAACAGUGCGUCAACAGGAGUUCGUCUAUGAACAAGACGAGUUACUGGAUCUGAAGAUCAAUGCCUGUCUGCUCUGUCAGCGACGUCUGAAAUCACUCCAGGAUCUUCGCAAGCACCAAUCGUUGUCGGAUCUGCACAAGAAGAAUCUUUUGGAUCGUUCUGCUAUUGAGGCGGCGCUUGCUAAAUCGAGGGGCACUACCACAGUUGGAACUUCGUCGUCAUCAUCGAUUUCUUCUGUGGCACCAUCGGCGAUAAAGGCGCUAUCGGCAGUGGGAGAGGAGGAACCAAAGUACCGGGAUCGAGCAGCAGAGAGACGACAAAUUUUUGGACAACCGGAUUACCCUUUACCACCCAUGCCUUCGGGUCGCGACUUUGGCAGCAGCGGCGGUGGUGCUCGUGGUAAUUUCAACAACAGUAACCCCUAUGCUCGAGGAAGUAGCAAUACUGCAUAUGGCAACCAGGGCACCAUCAUCCCAGAACAACCGACCAAGGAUGGAAUCAAAGAAGACAAUGUCGGAAACCGGCUAUUGAAAUCUAUGGGGUGGAAGGAGGGGCAAGGGCUGGGGAAGGAUGGUGAGGGGAUCAAGGCCCCGAUCCAGGCUAGUGGGUAUGCCAAGGGUGUAGGAAUUGGGGCGGGGUUGCAGCGGAAGGCUGAUGGCAAUGGGAGAGGAGGGCCGUUGGGGAAUUAUGCGGAGAGUGCAAAGGAGCUUGCUAGGCGGCGGUAUGAGCAGUCGGGUUUGUAG
Messenger RNA from Linnemannia hyalina, 2607 nucleotides. The record is from the annotation of a GenBank genome assembly. NCBI's taxonomy places the organism in Eukaryota, Fungi, Mortierellomycota, Mortierellomycetes, Mortierellales, Mortierellaceae.